AUGGACAACGCCAACCAAGAACAGAAGAGCUCCCUCGUGCUUACCGUCAUAGUCGUGCUAGGGCUAGCUUUAGGCUGUGUCUCUGCAGUGAAUGGUGGUGAUUAUCCAUUCAACAAUCCAUUGCCAGGGAUGUGCAUUAGAUUGUGGACGCUUCUAGUUAUUCAAUACAGUCUUCCAAAAGUUUUCACCAUUUUGGUACUAAUCUUCAUGUGGGUAACUUACUGGUUUCAAAUGCAUGCCAUACUUCCAUAUUCCAUGUGGCUUGAGAUGCUUCCGUUGUGUCUAAUCUGUAAUAUCUUUUAUAUCAUCCUUGUGGCUGUUGUGCUGCUACGGUUGGCACGCGAACGAAACCAACUCAGGGGAAACUAG
Messenger RNA from Prunus armeniaca (apricot), 369 nucleotides. NCBI's taxonomy places the organism in Eukaryota, Viridiplantae, Streptophyta, Magnoliopsida, Rosales, Rosaceae. The record is from the annotation of a GenBank genome assembly.